Molecule: messenger RNA, 1328 nt
Organism: Closterium sp. NIES-67
Lineage: Eukaryota; Viridiplantae; Streptophyta; Zygnematophyceae; Desmidiales; Closteriaceae
Source: the annotation of a GenBank genome assembly
AGAGAACUGAAGGAGAGAAAUUUUCGAAGUCAAACUGGACGCCAGAGCAUACAAUUUCUGACGCUGAAGCCAGUGCCAGCCGUGACGUGACGGGACGUUCAGGAUUCUCAAGCUUUUAGUUUCAUUAUUCUGUGACGGUAAUUUGUAGUAUUGAGAACCCGUUUUGCGAAUCUGUCAGUCACAAUGGCGGCCCAAGCUGUCGUCUCCUCGUCGCUCGCGUCGCCAGCAUUCGCCGUCGCGAAUGUCGCCUCGCAACAAAAUGUCCAAUCGCGAAUGAGCCUUACAGCACGCCCGGCAAUGCGGCUCUACCGGCAGACAGCCGUCAGCCGCUGCCGGCCGUCAACUCUGGCGGUGCGUGCCGCGUCAGACGGUCAGCCGGCAACGGAGACGGCUGAAUCUCAGCCGGCGUCGUUCGAUGCGUCGCUCGUGAGCAAGAACAACGUUUUGGUACCUGACUCAGAGAUGAGCAUCACCAAGACGUCCUUUGGCACCAUCGGGCUCACAGUGGGUCUGCUGCUGCUCUCCUACGGCUUCGGCGCCUACUUCCAGUUCCUCCCCGGCUCCGAGUCGUCCGCGCUCAUGCUCACCUACGGCUUCCCGCUCGCACUGAUCGGAUUCGCCCUCAAGUACGCAGAGCUGAAGCCAGUGCCAUGCACCUCGUAUGCUGACGCUGUGGCGCUGAGGGAGCAGCAGGCCACUCCCAUCCUCAAGCAGGUGCGCAGUGACGUCACUCGGUUUCGCUACGGAGACGAGCAGCACCUGGAGGAAGCGCUGAAGAGAAUAUUCCGCUACAACCUGUCUGGAGGCGUUCAGCGCAGAAACGCACCCACGCUCACAUCUAUUUCCGAACAGGUGUACAAUGGGCGCUACUCCCUGCUGCUGGUCUUUGAGGCCCCUGCUCUGACCAAGGCCGACUUCACGGACAGACAGGCCAAGAUGACGUCUUUCUUUGGCCCUGGCGUGCAGGCUUUGACUGAGGAGCUUGGACCCAAGACCUUUGGUGUGCGCCUCGUGGCUAUUUAGGAAGGACUAUUGUAUAUGACUGUUGCUCUAUCAUAAAGGGUGAAAACUUGAGAGCCAUCCAUUUGCUGUCUGCAAAGCUGCUUGCGAAGAGUGACUUCCCUCCCAACCAGGCCCCCUAAUUGGUUUUGGGCCUGUCUGAUUCGUCAGAGUCCCCUGCCUUCCCUUGGUAUGGGUGUCAGAGUUACCUCCUUGAAAAAGUCUGAAAAAUCAGAAUAGCUUUCGAUUUUUUGUCUGACCAAUCACAGUCAUAGCCAAACUUUUGUAUGAGACUUUUUCAUGAUUCUUCAUUAGAGAAAGCAAUACAU